Asparagus officinalis (garden asparagus) is the source of this 1555-nucleotide messenger RNA. Its product is annotated as F-box protein At5g49610-like. The record is from RefSeq and is a predicted model, not a curated record. The transcript has a single exon. Gene Ontology annotation, molecular function: protein binding. Bases 26 to 1096 code for a protein of 356 amino acids. Lineage: Eukaryota; Viridiplantae; Streptophyta; Magnoliopsida; Asparagales; Asparagaceae.
AACUAAGGAAAGAUUAAAUCAAUCUAUGGAGAUGAGCAGCGCGAACAAAUUGACGUGUGACUUGCUGGUUGAGAUUCUCUCCCGACUGCCCGUCAAAUCUCUGUACCGCUUCGCCUGUGUUUCGAAAUCUUGGAACGCCAUCAUCACCAACAACAAUGGUUACUACCGCAAGAAGCUACCCUCGCCCCUCCCCGGAGUCUUCUAUGAGGUGGGCGACGAGUUCGAUGAAGACUCGGUGUACGUCAGCACGCCAACCAAUCACCUUCUGCAAGAGGAUUCUAUCGGCUUCGACAUCAAAUCUGUUCUCGGUUUCUUGCCUCAACAUCACAAAUUACUGGUGCAAAGCACUUGCAAUGGCUUGAUCUUGUGUUCUACUCGGCCUGACAAGUGCCUUUACGUAUGCAAUCCAGCCACCAAGAGAUAUCACAAGAUACCUGAACCUGCAGAUGACCAUCCCUACCAAAUGGCCUUAGCCUUUGAUCCCCGUCUCUCCCCCCACUACAAGGUUGUCGCGAUGAUCAAUAGACCAGACACCAAUUAUAUGGAGAUCCUGUCAUCUGAGACCCGCGAGUGGGUAAAGUACGAGGACUGUAAGGGGCGGAUUAAUCAUGCAUAUACCACUGUUUCAGCUUUUGUUCGUGGAAAUUUGCAUUUCUUGGACCUCUACGGCUCUUUCAUACUGGCAGUGGAUCUCAAGAAGAAGGUUUGUCGAGAAAUAGAGACACCAAGUACUAAAGACCCCAUACGGGCGGGAUGCAUUCAGCAAUUUGGUGGAAGUUUGCGUUGCGCUCUGAGGACGAGAGAAGAAAUAUUUGUUUGGGAUUUGGUGGAUUACGAUAAUCUGCAAUGGAGGUCGAGAUAUAGGGUCGACCUUCAAAGAUUUAUCGAGCAACCUCGACAGGGUUUAUGGUUCUGGUUGCACAUCAAAGUCAGCGCACUUCAUCCAGAUACGGAUGUAAUUUUCAUAGUCAUAGGUUAUAAGCUCUUAUCUUACAAUUUGAUUACUCGCGAGAUCACCCAGGUAUGCAAAUUAAGGGGCAUGGAUCCGGUAUAUUUCUGUACCUACUCGCCAUGCUAUUCUGAUCAUCUCCAUUAAUAAGUGAGAAGAAGAGAAGCGUGAAGCUUGUCAGCGUAAUUUCGAUGAUAUUACUUUUUUUUUUCCCUUUCUGCUGCGACUUGUUAGAUUUAUACAUAAAACGAAGGAAUUACAUUUGCUUCCGUACCUACUGGCCAUGCUAUUCUGAAGACCUCGAAUUAUAAAGUUGUAAGCAUUGAAAUUUGAAGAGAUGGAGUCUACCGAAGCCACCGAUGUUCUGUUUUCAGCUGUCGGUUUCGCCAAAUUCCCUCCCGAUUGAGAGAUAUCAGCGUUUUUGUCAGUUUUUUGGUAUUUUAGGUAAUGUUUUAGGAGUCUGUUUUGAUUAGGAAACGAAUCCGGUUUGAUCCAAAAUUUGACCGAUUUGCUUUCUUAAUCCUAGAGAGUCUUUGUAGGAAGAGUUUAGUUAUUUCUAUUUUUGGUAAAGUUUGAGUUAUAAUAGGAGUCGUGUUUUUUCUAUUU